Messenger RNA from Heterocephalus glaber (naked mole-rat), 10846 nucleotides. It is a transcript of the gene Celsr1, whose product is annotated as cadherin EGF LAG seven-pass G-type receptor 1. Gene Ontology annotation, molecular function: G protein-coupled receptor activity; calcium ion binding. Gene Ontology annotation, biological process: cell surface receptor signaling pathway; G protein-coupled receptor signaling pathway; homophilic cell-cell adhesion. Lineage: Eukaryota; Metazoa; Chordata; Mammalia; Rodentia; Bathyergidae. The record is from RefSeq and is a predicted model, not a curated record. Gene Ontology annotation, cellular component: plasma membrane.
AUGGCGCUGUCGCCGCCGCCCAUGCUGCCCGCGCUGGUGCUCCUGGCCGUGGCCGCCGCCCUGCCCGCACUGGGGCCGUGCGCGACCGCCCGGGAGCUGCGGGAGCCCGGCGGGGCCGGCACCUUCACCCUGGGGCCCGGCUGGACCCACGCGUGGGACGCUGCGCGCUCGCCCCAGGCACCGCGGGAGCUGCUGGACGUGAGCCACGGCGGGCGGCGGGCGGGCCGGCGGCGCGGGCGGGGCACUGGACAGUGGGGCUGCGCACCCCUCGGGGGGCGCCCGCUACCGCCUCCACCGCCGAUGCGAGUCCUCCUGGCGGCCCGUGGUGCCCGGACGGUAGUGAGCUUGCAUCCUCGGUCGGGCGCCCGGCUGCGACGGCGAUCGGUGCCUGGGAUCGGCAGCGCGCUCCGCUCCCCAUCUCCUGGAGGCGCCGCUGCCUCAGUGCACACGGCGCUCACGGCCCUCGCCUUGGUCCCCGCCCGCCGCUGCCCUCGCCGCCUCCCCCUCUGUCCGUCGCCCAGAGGCCCUAUCCGCCUGCGCCUCUGGUGCGCCCUUCGGUGCGCGCCUGGCCUGGUCUCAGGGGAGUUGGAGCCGGACCCGCCCUCGGAGACCCUGCCACCGUCGCCCAUUUUGUCCCGGGCCCGAUCGGGGGCGUCGCGGCGGGCCAGGCGGGGCGCGGGUGGGAGCACCAGUCCCCAGUUCCCGCUGCCCAGCUACCAGGUGUCAGUGCCCGAGAACGAGCCCGCAGGCACCGCGGUCAUUGAGCUGCGCGCGCACGAUCCCGACGAGGGCGAGCCGGGGCGCCUGAGCUACCAGAUGGAGGCGCUGUUCGACGAGCGCUCCAAUGGCUACUUCCUGAUAGACGCAACCACAGGCGCUGUGAGCACUGCCCGCGAACUGGACCGGGAGACCAAGGACACGCACGUGCUCAAAGUCAGCGCUCUGGACCACGGCACGCCACGGCGUUCGGCCGCCACCUACCUCACCGUCACUGUCAGCGACACCAACGACCACAGCCCAGUCUUCGAGCAGUCUGAGUACCGUGAACGCGUGCGUGAGAACCUCGAGGUGGGCUACGAGGUGCUGACCAUCCGCGCCACUGACGGCGACGCGCCCUCCAACGCCAACAUGCGCUACCGCCUGCUGGAGGGCGCGGGCGGUGUCUUCGAGAUUGAUGCUCGCUCGGGCGUGGUGCGCACUAGGGCGGUGGUGGACCGGGAGGAGGCGGCCGAGUACCAGCUGCUGGUGGAGGCCAAUGACCAGGGCCGCAAUCCAGGCCCGCUCAGCGCCACAGCCACUGUGCACAUCGUGGUGGAGGACGAGAAUGACAACUACCCUCAGUUCAGCGAGAAACGCUAUGUGGUCCAGGUGCCCGAAGACGUGGCCGUCAGCACCCCGGUGCUUCGGGUGCAAGCCACUGAUCGAGACCAGGGUCAGAACGCGGCCAUACACUACAGCAUCGUCAGCGGGAACCUGAAGGGGCAGUUCUACCUGCACUCGCUGAGCGGGAGCCUGGAUGUGAUCAACCCGCUGGACUUUGAGGCCAUCCGGGAGUACACACUGCGCAUCAAGGCCCAGGAUGGUGGCCGGCCACCGCUCAUUAACUCCUCAGGGCUGGUCUCUGUGCAGGUGCUGGAUGUGAAUGACAACGCUCCCAUCUUCGUGAGCAGCCCCUUCCAGGCCACAGUGCUGGAGAACGUGCCACUGGGCCACUCGGUGUUGCAUAUCCAGGCAGUGGAUGCGGAUGCAGGAGAGAACUCCCGUCUGCGCUAUCGCCUGGUGGACACAAGCUCAGCUGCCUUGGGGGGCGACAGUGCUGGGCCCGAGGAUCCUGACUCCACCCUGGACUUCCCCUUCCAGAUCCACAACAGCUCGGGCUGGAUCACUGUGUGUGCGGAGCUGGACCGAGAGGAGGUGGAACAUUACAGCUUUGGGGUGGAGGCGGUGGACCAUGGCUCACCACCCAUGAGCUCUUCGGCCAGUGUGUCCAUCACAGUGCUGGAUGUGAACGACAAUGACCCAGUGUUUACCCAGCCCCUGUAUGAGCUUCGUCUCAACGAGGACGCAGCCGUGGGGAGCAGCGUGCUGACUCUGCGGGCCCGUGACCGUGAUGCCAACAGCGUGAUCACUUACCAGCUCACGGGCGGCAACACCCGGAACCGCUUUGCACUCAGCAGCCAGAGUGGCGGUGGCCUGAUCACCCUGGCGCUGCCUCUGGACUAUAAGCAGGAGCGGCAGUAUGUGCUUGCUGUGACUGCAUCGGAUGGCACGCGUUCACACACUGUGCAGGUCUUCAUCAACGUCACCGAUGCCAACACCCACCGGCCGGUCUUCCAGAGCUCUCACUACACCGUCAGUGUCAGUGAGGACCGGCCUGUGGGCACCUCCAUUGCCACCAUCAGUGCCACCGAUGAGGACACAGGUGAGAAUGCCCGGAUAACCUACGUGCUAGAGGACCCUGUGCCACAGUUCCGAAUUGACCCCAACACCGGUACCAUCUACACCAUGACAGAGCUGGACUAUGAGGAUCAGGCUGCCUACACGCUGGCUAUCACAGCCCAGGACAAUGGCAUCCCUCAGAAAUCGGACACCACGUCCCUGGAGAUCCUCAUCCUGGAUGCCAAUGACAAUGUGCCCAGGUUCUUGCGGGAUUUCUACCAGGGCUCUGUCUUUGAGGACGCUCCUCCGUCUACCAGUGUCCUCCAGGUUUCUGCCACAGACAGGGACUCAGGCCCCAAUGGUCGCCUGCUGUACACUUUCCAGGGCGGGGAUGAUGGUGAUGGGGACUUCUACAUUGAGCCCACUUCUGGCGUGAUCCGCACCCAGCGCCGGCUGGACAGGGAGAAUGUGGCUGUGUACAGCCUUCGGGCGCUGGCUGUGGAUCGGGGCAGCCCGGCUGCCCUCAGUGCCUCAGUGGAAAUCCAGGUGACUGUCUUGGACAUCAAUGACAACCCCCCGGUGUUUGAGAGGGACGAGCUGGAGCUGUUUGUGGAGGAGAACAGCCCAGUGGGGUCAGUGGUGGCCAAGAUUCGUGCCAAUGACCCCGACGAAGGCCCCAAUGCCCAGAUCAUGUAUCAGAUCGUGGAGGGCAACAUGCCCGAGGUCUUCCAGCUGGACCUGCUGAGCGGGGACCUGCGUGCGCUGGCCGAGCUGGACUUUGAGGUCCGCAGGGACUAUGUGCUGGUGGUGCAGGCCACAUCGGCUCCACUGGUGAGCCGGGCUACUGUGCGCAUCCACCUCCUGGACCAGAAUGACAACCCACCGGAACUGCCAGACUUCCAGAUCCUCUUCAACAACUAUGUUACCAACAAGUCCAACAGCUUCCCCAGUGGCAUCAUUGGUCGAAUCCCGGCCCACGACCCUGACCUCUCGGACAACCUCAACUACACCUUCCUGCGGGGCAACGAGCUGCGGCUGCUGCUGCUGGACUCUGCUACGGGCGAGCUGCAGCUCAGCCGGGACCUGGACAACAACCGGCCACUGGAGGCGCUCAUGGAGGUGUCUGUGUCUGACGGCAUCCAUAGUGUCACAGCCCUGUGCACCCUGCGUGUCACCAUCAUCACGGAUGACAUGCUGACCAACAGCAUCACUGUGCGCCUGGAGAACAUGUCUCAGGAGAAGUUCCUCUCCCCGCUGCUGUCCCUGUUUGUGGAAGGGGUGGCCACGGUGCUGUCCACUACCAAGGACGACAUCUUCGUCUUCAACAUCCAGAACGACACGGACGUCAGCUCUAACAUCCUGAACGUGACCUUCUCUGCGCUGCUGCCCGGUGGUGUGCGUGGUCGCUUCUUCCCGUCUGAGGACCUGCAGGAGCAGAUCUACCUGAACCGCACGCUGCUCACCACCAUCUCUGCCCAGCGAGUGCUGCCCUUCGAUGACAACAUCUGCCUGCGUGAGCCCUGUGAGAACUACAUGAAGUGCGUGUCCGUGCUGCGCUUCGACAGCUCGGCGCCCUUCAUCAGCUCCACCACCGUGCUCUUCCGGCCCAUCCACCCCAUCACCGGCCUGCGCUGCCGCUGCCCGCCUGGCUUCACAGGCGACUACUGUGAGACCGAGAUUGACCUCUGCUACUCCAGCCCCUGUGGCCCGAACGGUCGCUGCCUCAGCCGUGAGGGUGGCUACACCUGCGAGUGCCUGGAGGACUUCACGGGGGAGCACUGCCAGGUGAACGCCCGCUCCGGCCGCUGUGCCAAUGGCGUGUGCAAGAACGGAGGCACCUGCGUGAACCUGCUCAUCGGCGGCUUCCACUGCGUGUGCCCCCCAGGCGAGUUCGAGCGGCCCUACUGUGAGGUCAGCACGCGGAGCUUCCCGCCUCAGUCCUUCGUCACCUUCCGCGGCCUGCGCCAGCGGUUCCACUUCACUGUCUCGCUCGCGUUCGCCACACAGGAGCGGAAUGCCCUGCUGCUCUACAACGGCCGCUUCAAUGAGAAGCAUGACUUCAUUGCGCUGGAGGUCGUGGGCGAGCAGGUGCAGCUCACCUUCUCCGCAGGCGAGUCCACGACCACUGUGACGCCGCAGGUCCCCGGGGGUGUGAGUGACGGGCGCUGGCACUCGGUGCAGGUCCAGUACUACAACAAGCCCAACAUCGGCCGCCUGGGCCUGCCCCAUGGGCCAUCUGGGGAGAAGGUGGCCGUGGUGACCGUGGAUGACUGUGACACCGCCAUGGCAGUGCACUUCGGCAGCUAUGUUGGGAACUACAGCUGUGCCGCCCAGGGCACCCAGAGCGGCUCCAAGAAGUCCCUGGAUCUGACGGGGCCCCUGCUCCUGGGCGGCGUCCCCAACCUGCCAGAGGACUUUCCUGUGAGCAACCGACAGUUUGUGGGCUGCAUGCGCAACCUGUCCAUUGACGGCCAGAACGUAGACAUGGCUGGCUUCAUCGCCAACAAUGGCACCAGGGCAGGCUGUGCUGCCCAGACGGACUUCUGCAAGGGCACUGUGUGCCAGCAUGGGGGCACCUGUGUGAACCGGUGGAGCACCUACCUGUGCCGCUGCCCGCUGCGCUUCGGUGGCAAGAACUGUGAGCAAGUCAUGCCCCACCCCCAGCGCUUCAGCGGUGAGAGCGUCGUGUCCUGGAGUGACCUGGACAUCACCAUCUCCGUGCCCUGGUACCUGGGGCUCAUGUUCCGGACCCGGAAGGAGGACAGCGUGCUCAUGGAGGCCAUCGCUGGUGUGUCAUCCAGGCUCCAUCUCCAGAUCCUGAACAGCUACAUCCAGUUUGAGGUGUCUCACAGCCCUUCCGAUGUGGCAUCCGUGCAGCUGUCCAGGUCCCGUGUGACGGACGGGGAGUGGCACCACCUGCUGAUAGAGCUGAAGAGUGCCAAGGAGGGCAAGGACAUCAAGUACCUGGCAGUCGUGACCCUGGACUACGGGCUGGACCAGAACACCGUGCAGAUCGGGAACCAGCUUCCCGGGCUGAAGAUUCGGAGCAUGGUCGUCGGGGGCUUAUCCGAGGACAAGGUGUCCGUGCGCCGUGGGUUCCGGGGCUGCAUGCAGGGAGUGAGGAUGGGUGAGACGUCCACCAACAUUGCCACCCUGCGCAUGAAGGACGCCCUCAAGGUCAGGGUGAAGGACGGCUGCGACACGGAGGACCCUUGUGCCUCCAGCCCCUGUCCACAGCACAGCCACUGCCGUGACACCUGGGAUGGCUACUCCUGUGACUGUGACAAAGGGUUCUUUGGACACAGGUGCGUGGAUGCCUGCCAGGUGAAUCCGUGCAAGCACUUGGCCACCUGUGAGCACGCACCCAGCUCCCCACUCGGCUAUGUGUGCAAGUGUGAGGCAGGCCACUACGGCCAGUACUGUGAGAACAGAAUCGACCUUCCCUGCCCCAAGGGCUGGUGGGGGAACCCCGUCUGCGGGCCCUGCCACUGUGCUGUGAGCCAGGGCUUCAAUCCCGACUGCAACAAGACCAGUGGCCAGUGCCAGUGCAAGGAGAAUUACUACAAGCCCCCUGCCCAGGACGCCUGCCUGCCCUGCGACUGCUUCCCCCAUGGCGCCCACAGCCGCGCGUGUGACAUGGACACUGGGCAGUGUGUGUGCAAGGCCGGCGUCAUCGGCCGCCAGUGCAACCGCUGUGACAACCCCUUCGCCGAAGUCACCUCCCUGGGCUGCGAAGUGAUCUACAACGGAUGUCCCCGAGUAUUUGAGGCCAGCAUCUGGUGGCCACAGACCAAGUUUGGGCAGCCUGCUGCGGUGCCAUGCCCCAAGGGAUCCGUGGGAAAUGCCAUUCGGCACUGCAGCGGGGAGAAGGGCUGGCUGCCCCCCGAUCUCUUCAACUGUACCAGCGGCUCCUUCAUGGGCCUCAAAGUCACGAAUGAGAAGCUGAGCCGAAAUGAGUCUCGAAUGGACGGCGACCAGGCCCUGCGGCUGGUGAAGGUGCUGCGUAAUGCCACGAGGCUGGGUGGCUCACUCUUCGGCAAUGAUGUGCGCACAGCCUACCAGCUGCUGGCCCGUGUCCUGCAGCACGAGAGCGGGCAGCAGGGCUUCGACCUGGCGGCCACACGUGAUGCUGACUUCCAUGAGGACGUCGUCCACACGGGCAGCGCCCUCCUGGCCCCGGACACCAGGGCCGCGUGGGAGCAGAUCCAGCGCAGUGAGGCUGGUGCCGCACAACUGCUGAGGCGCUUUGAGGCCUACUUCAGCAACGUGGCACGCAACCUGCGGAGAACUUACCUGCGGCCCUUUGUCCUCGUCACUGCCAACAUGAUUCUCGCUGUGGACGUCUUCGACAAGUUCAACUUCACGGGUGCCAGGGUACCGCGCUUCGAGGAUAUUCAGGAAGAUUUCCCCAGGGAACUGGAAUCCUCCGUGUCCUUCCCUGCUGACGUCUUCAAACCACUUGAGAAAAAAGAUGGCCUCCGUAGGGCCACACCGCAGGUGACACGCCCGGCGCCCGGGGCUGAGAUGGAGGCCCCAACCGGCAGGCGCAGGAGACACCCGGACAGCCCUGGUCAGUUUGCAGUGGCCUUGGUCGUUGUGUACCGGACCCUGGGCCAGCUCCUGCCUGAGCACUAUGACCCUGACCGCCGCAGCCUCUGGCUGCCCAACCGGCCCAUCAUUAACACGCCGGUGGUGAGUGCCAUGGUGUACAGCGAGGGGGCCCUGCUCCCCAGCUCCCUGGAGCGGCCAGUGUUGGUGGAGUUCGUCCUGCUGGAGACGGAGGAGCGGACCAAGCCGGUCUGUGUGUUCUGGAACCACUCCCUGGACAUUGGAGGGACCGGAGGGUGGUCGGCCAAGGGCUGCGAGCUUGUGUCCCGGAACCGGACCCACGUCACCUGCCAGUGCAGUCAUGUGACCAGCUGCGCGGUGCUCAUGGACAUCUCGAGGCGCGAGCACGGGGAGGUCCUGCCCCUGAAGAUCGUCACCUACGCUGCCAUGGCCCUGUCCCUGGUGGCCCUGCUGGUGGCCUUCGUGCUGCUCACCCUGGUCCAGACCCUGCGCUCCAACCUGCACAGCAUCCACAGGAGCCUCACGGCAGCCCUCUUCUCCGCCCAGCUGGUCUUCGUAGUCGGCAUCAGCCAGACAGAGAACCCGUUCCUCUGCACAGUGGUCGCCAUCCUGCUCCACUACACCUACAUGAGCACCUUCGCCUGGACCCUGGUGGAGAGCCUGCACGUCUACCGCAUGCUGACCGAGGUGCGCAACAUCGAUGCCGGGCCUAUGAGGUUCUACUAUGUCGUGGGCUGGGGCAUCCCGGCCAUUGUCACAGGGCUGGCAGUUGGCCUGGAUCCCCAGGGCUACGGGAACCCUGACUUCUGCUGGCUGUCACUCCACGACUCACUCAUCUGGAGCUUUGCCGGGCCCAUUGGAGCUGUCAUCAUUAUCAAUACAGUCAUCUUUGUCCUGUCUGCAAAGGUUUCCUGCCAGAGAAAGCACCAUUACUAUGAGAGAAAGGGGGUCCGUUCCCUGCUGAGGACGGCCUUCCUUCUGCUGCUGCUCGUCAGCGCCACCUGGCUGCUGGGGCUGCUGGCCGUGAACAGCGACUCGCUCAGCUUUCACUACCUCUUCGCCGCCUUCAGCUGCUUGCAGGGCCUCUUCGUCCUCCUGUCCCACUGCGUGCUCAACAGGGAGGUCCGGAAGCACCUGAGGGCCGUGCUUGCUGGGAAGAAGCCGCACCUGGACGAAUCAGCCACCACGAGGGCCACUCUGCUGACGCGCUCCCUCAACUGCAACAACACGUACAGCGAGGGGCCCGACAUGCUCCGCACGGCACUGGGCGAGUCCACCGCCUCCCUGGACAGCACCACCAGGGAUGAAGGGGUGCAGAAGCUCAGUGUGUCCUCAGGGCCAGCACGUGGUGGCCAUGGGGAGCCAGAUUCGUCUCCUGUCCCCAGGAACUCCAAGAAAGCCCAUGGCCCUGAUUCGGAUUCAGACAGUGAGAUGUCACUGGGUGAGCAGAGCAGCUCCUACGCUUCCUCACACUCGUCAGACAGUGAGGACGACAUCGGGGAAGCCGAGGACAAGUGGGACUCAGCCGGGGGCCCUGUCCACAGCACCCCCAAAGCUGACACGCUGGCCAACCACAUCCCGGCCGGCUGGCCCGACGAGAGCCUGGCAGGGAGUGACAGCGAGGAGCCGGGCCCUGAGCCCCCGCUGCGGGUGGAGACCAAGGUCAGCGUGGAGCUGCACGGGCAGGAGCAGGGCAACCACUGUGGCAGCCGCCCCCUGGACCCCACCAAGCCUGCGGCCGUGCUGGGCACCCAGCUGCCCGAGCAGAGGAGAGGCAUCUUGAAGAACAAGGUCACCUACCCACCGCCACUCCCUGAGCAGCCGCUCAAGUGCCGGCUUCGGGAAAAGCUGGCCGACUGCAAGCAGAGCCCAGCGUCCUCGCGCACCUCCUCCCUGGGCUCUGGCGAUGGCGUCCAUGCCCCCGACUGUGUCAUCACCAUCAAGAACCCCGGCAGGGAGCCGGGUCGAGAGCACCUCAAUGGGGUGGCCAUGAACGUGUGCGUGGGGAGUGCCCAGGCCGAGGGCUCCGACUCCGAAGGCAGUAAUGAAACUUCAAUUUGAACCAUCAGGAAACCGUGAGACCACCUGUCACCUACACAGGCUGCUGGGGCAGGGCCCUUGGACCACAGAGCCCGGGGGCCGCAGGUGCAGCUCCACAGGGGAUCACCCAGACAGAUUUUGGCCCUUCUGGGGACCAGGGCUGGUCAGCCCUGUGACAAGUGCCAAAGCCACAGGAGGUUUCAAGGGAGACAUGGCCUCUGGGCCACAGCUGGUCCUGGCUGCAGACAGAAACAAAGCCACACCUCUGGCCUGGCCGGGGGCCCAGUGCAAGAGCUGGCCAAGCCUGGGCUGGCCUAGCGCAGCAGGAGAGCCAUCAGGCGCACCUUCAGCUCGCCAGGGCUCAGAGACGCUGGACAUGGCUGGGACUCCAUCCCUGCGGCACCCACUGAGGAACCGGCCUGUGGCCAGCGCCUGGACUGCUUCUGCAAAGGCAGCCUUGUCCUAAGCCACUUGGCUUAGUGUUGCAAGGUGGGAGCGCUUCUGUGUACUUGUCCCGGGCUCGCAGAGGAUGGAAGCUGUGCAGUUUUCAUUUGUACUGGCCUGGAUGCGGACAAUCCGUGGAGUCAUGUCCUGCUACUUUUGUAUAAGAUUGAUUGCAUGGCUGUACUUGAACCGGGGAUGUGUUGACACUGCCUGUGUCCCAGCAGAGCAGAGGUGGGGAGGACUUCGGCAGUGAGGUCAAAACCUAGUCCCUGUAGCUGCUUCCAGCUGGUGAGCAGGGAAGUGUGGGUGCCCCCACUGCCCCAGCCCACAGCGCAUGCUCUGAGCAUGUGUGCCCUCGGUGCCCAUCUGCCCCAGGGGCGUGGGUUGACAGGGCCACCUGGGACCAGGCAGGUCACUCCUGACAGCAUGCCAUCCCUACCCACCCUGGUGCUGGGCCCAGUGAGGCCCACUGGAGCCCUGCCCAGUAGCCCAGUACCACAGGUAGGCAUUCCUUUGUCCCCUUCUGCUCCCGGGGGUAGCUCAGUGUUCACAUUCCCAAUCCAGAUGGAGCUGUGAGGUCUUCCAGGAUAUCACAUUCCUUCCUGCCAAUUUUCCAGCUCCUUUAGACUCCAGGCCUCUCUGAGCAGGCUGGGGGCCCCACCCCCAGAGUCUACCAAUUACAUCAUUUUGCUUCAAAUGGCCAAUUGUGCACAGGGACAAAGCCACAGGCACACUGCUCAAUGCUUAUGAACUGUUUUUGGAAACUCACACGGAGACUGUGGCUGCAGCAUCGGCACAGUGUGGCCCGAGGGGCUGUGGGACAGGGCCUGGAGUUAGCCAGACACAUUGGAUUUCAGCGUUGCCUUUGUUCUUUAAAUCAGGUGCCCAAAUACGUGAUCAGACGCCUGCUGCCAAACAGGAGGAACUGAACAAUAAGAGAAUCGAGUGAAAUGCACACAUUCUGUGCUGUGUCCGUCUAGUCUGAGGAAAACGUGGGCACUGCUUGAAUGACUGCCCAAGGGUGGAAAACCAGACAGGGCCAAAGGCUGCCCCAGAACAGGGGGACCCUGAGUGGACUGCUGUGUGCCUCACAGGUGUGCAGCCUUGAAGCGGAGGUCUGCACUGGGGAGGCACCUGUGUUUCCAGGUUUUAAGAGAACCUGCUCUCCUGUUCCCUACCGUUCCUCGGGUGGAUUUCAGCCCUGGGAGUGUUGCUUUUUAAAUGUGAUCAGAACUGUUACCAAAAAAAAAAAAAAAGAAAAAAGUUUCAAGACAGGAAAAAUGUAAACCUAUUUUUAUGAGUUUAUGGGAGAGAUUAGACACUGGAGGUUUUUAACAAAUGUGUAUUUAUUAUGUGCAGAACACUGGAAUGACAACACAGAUGAGAAGAGUCUACAAUAAAUUAAGAUUUUGAA